Molecule: messenger RNA, 3132 nt
Organism: Ochlerotatus camptorhynchus
Lineage: Eukaryota; Metazoa; Arthropoda; Insecta; Diptera; Culicidae
Product: acetyl-CoA carboxylase-like
Exons: 4
Coding region: 64-2883 (939 amino acids)
Biological process (GO): fatty acid biosynthetic process
Cellular component (GO): mitochondrion
Molecular function (GO): ATP binding; acetyl-CoA carboxylase activity
Source: RefSeq, a predicted model, not a curated record
UCGUCACUGUCUAUUGCGGUUCUCCCUGAUGGAACGGAAACAGACAACAUUUCCGACUCAUUCAUGCGCACUGGUUGCAUGGCCGCGUUCGAUUCGUUUGACCAUUUCACUCAAUACUCGGAUGAAAUUUUGGACCUGCUAGAGGACUUCUCAUCGCCUGCGUUUGUCAAUCCUAAGGUACUGGAAGCGGUGGAAGCCGGAGAUUCGGACCGUCGUAUGAGUACGUCAAUCAAUGUUUCGAUUUCCGACCCGGUGGCACGGGCUGUGGAAAGUGAUGGAAUUGCCGCACACCCAGCGGAAGCCAUGCACAUCCUAAGCAUUGCUGUUCGUGACAUGGGCGAUAUGGAUGAUUUACAGAUGGAGCAGGUAUUUGGAUCGUUCUGCGCUCAACAUCGUGAAGAGCUGCUCACCCGCAGAGUUAGGCGGAUUACAUUUGCCGCACUCAAGAAACGUCAAUUCCCAAAAUUCUUCACCUACCGAGCACGAGACAACUUUGAGGAGGAUCGUAUCUAUCGUCACCUGGAGCCGGCAUGUGCCUUCCAGCUGGAGCUGAACCGUAUGCGAACGUACGACCUGGAGGCUCUGCCAACUGCCAAUCAAAAGAUGCACCUAUAUCUUGGUCGUGCCAAGGUAGCCAAGGGUCAGGAAGUGACAGAUUUCCGUUUCUUCAUACGUUCCAUUAUUCGUCACUCGGAUUUGAUAACCAAAGAGGCUUCAUUCGAGUACCUUCAGAACGAAGGUGAACGCGUGCUAUUGGAAGCGAUGGAUGAGCUGGAAGUGGCCUUCUCGCAUCCCCACGCCAAACGUACGGAUUGUAAUCACAUUUUCCUAAACUUUGUUCCAACGGUUAUAAUGGAUCCGGCCAAGAUCGAGGAGUCCGUGACCAAGAUGGUGAUGCGGUAUGGGCCUCGGUUGUGGAAACUGCGGGUACUGCAAGCUGAGCUGAAGAUGGUUAUCCGGCAGACGACACAAUCGCCAACUACCUCCGUUCGUUUGUGCAUAGCAAACGAUUCCGGUUACUUUUUAGAUAUAGCAAUGUACACCGAAGUGACCGAUCCGGAGACGCACGUGAUCAAAUUCCAAGCAUACGGUAACAGGCAAGGACCCCUGCAUGGAUUGCCGAUUUCUUCGGCCUACAUGACCAAAGAUUACCUACAACAGAAACGCUUCCAGGCUCAAUCCAAUGGUACUACCUAUGUGUACGAUAUUCCGGAUAUGUUCCGCCAAAUGACGGAACGAUUGUGGAAGGAAUUUUCCAAAGCGCGACCAACGGAAGAUAUUAGGAUUCCCGAGAAAAUUCUACUCGUGUGCAACGAGUUGGUGCUGAAGGGUGAUACGUUGGAGGAGAUUCAACGGUUACCGGGAGAGAACAACGUUGGGAUGGUGGCAUGGAGGAUUGUACUGGCUACUCCAGAGUUCCCUGACGGGCGAGAGAUUGUAGUCAUCGCUAACGACCUAACCUAUUUCAUCGGAUCCUUUGGACCUCAGGAGGAUAUGCUAUUCUGUAAGGCGUCGGAACUGUCUCGGAAGCGCAAGUGCCCUAGGAUUUACAUUUCGGUUAACAGUGGUGCCCGUAUCGGAUUGGCCGAGGAAGUGAAAUCCUUGUUCAAAGUGGCCUGGGAAGAUCCCGACGAGCCGGAGAAGGGAUUCAAGUAUCUGUACUUGACGACUGAAGACUACAGCAAGAUUGCAAAUACGAAUUCGGUUCGUGCCAUUUUGAUUGAGGACGAAGGAGAGCCGCGAUAUAAAAUCACUGAUAUUAUUGGCAAAACCGAUGGGCUCGGUGUGGAGAAUCUGCGUUAUGCUGGUAUGAUUGCCGGUGAAACUUCGCGAGCGUAUGAAGAUGUGGUAACGAUUUCGAUGGUGACCUGUAGAACGAUCGGUAUCGGUUCCUAUUUGGUACGUCUUGGUCAACGUGUGAUACAAAUUGAAAAUUCUCACAUUAUUCUGACUGGCUUCGCCGCGCUGAACAAACUAUUGGGUAGAAAAGUGUACGCUUCUAAUAACCAGUUGGGUGGUAUUCAAAUCAUGCACAACAACGGUGUCACGCACAAGACCGAGGCAAUAGAUUUGGACGGUGUCUACACGAUAUUGUAUUGGCUCUCUUACAUUCCGGAUGUGCGUGGAGGAACGCUGCCAAUCGUAACGACCAGUGACUCAAUUAACCGACCAAUCGAUUUCAUGCCAACUAAGGCGCCCUAUGAUCCGCGGUGGAUGCUAGCAGGACGUGUCAAUCCGUCCAAUCCCUCUGAAUGGGAAAGCGGUUUCUUUGAUCGGGGAAGCUGGUCGGAAGUGAUGGAACCAUGGGCUCAAACGGUUGUUGUGGGUCGUGCCAAACUUGGUGGCAUCCCGGUGGGUGUGAUUGCGGUAGAAACUCGAACAGUCGAGCUGACCAUUCCGGCUGAUCCGGCAAACCUUGACUCGGAAGCCAAAACAUUCCAACAAGCCGGUCAGGUAUGGUUCCCGGACUCAUCCUACAAAACGGCACAAGUAAUCAAAGACUUUGGACGAGAGGAACUGCCACUGAUUAUCCUGGCCAACUGGAGAGGGUUCUCCGGUGGACAGAAAGAUAUGUACGAACAAAUCGUUAAAUUCGGUGCCUACAUAGUUGACGGGCUGAGGGAGUACAAACAACCGGUCAUCGUCUAUCUACCACCGAAUGCGGAACUUCGUGGAGGAGCCUGGGCUGUGUUGGAUCCGACCAUCAAUCCACGGUACAUGGAAACCUAUGCCGAUCCGGAAUCUCGUGCGGGAGUGCUAGAGCCUGAGGGUAUUGUCGAAGUCAAAUUUAAGGAAAAAGACCUGGUCAAGGCCAUUCAGCGGUUAGAUCCGGUGACGUUGAAUGUAUGUCCUACCAACAAAUUCGUCCGCGUUCCAGUCUAAAAGCAGUAAAAUCAUCGUCUAUCUACCACCGAAUGCGGAACUUCGUGGAGGAGCCUGGGCUGUGUUGGAUCCGACCAUCAAUCCACGGUACAUGGAAACCUAUGCCGAUCCGGAAUCUCGUGCGGGAGUGCUAGAGCCUGAGGGUAUUGUCGAAGUCAAAUUUAAGGAAAAAGACCUGGUCAAGGCCAUUCAGCGGUUAGAUCCGGUGACGUUGAAUGUAUGUCCUACCAACAAAUUCGUCCGCGUUCC